CCACAGGCCACAAUUUUCCCACGGAAACUUGGAUAUCGGUGGUUCUUUCUCUUUUCUGAAAAUCUUCGACCUCCUACUAACCACCAGGACCUCGACCAAGCCGCCAAGAUGGGUGCCCUCAAGUACGUCGAAGAGCUUCAGAAGAAGAAGCAGUCGGAUGUCGUUGCCUUCCUCCUCCGAGUUCGCUGCUGGGAACUCCGUCAAUUGAACGUCAUCCACCGCGCCUCUCGCCCAUCCCGUCUGGACAAGGCUCGCCGUCUCGGAUACAAGGCCAAGCAGGGCUAUGUUAUCUACCGUGUCCGUGUCCGCCGUGGUGGCCGCAAGCGCCCUGCUCCUAAGGGUGCCACCUAUGGCAAGCCCACCAACCAGGGUAUCAACCAGCUGAAGUACCAGCGAUCCCUCAAGGCUACCGCCGAGGAGCGUGUUGGCCGCCGCUGCGCUAACCUCCGAGUCCUCAACUCCUACUGGAUCAACCAGGACUCUACCUACAAGUACUACGAGGUCAUCCUCGUCGACCCCCAGCACAAGGCCAUCCGCAUCGACCCCCGCAUCAACUGGAUCGUCAACCCCGUCCACAAGCACCGCGAGGCUCGUGGUCUCACCGCCACCGGAAAGAAGUCCCGUGGUCUCAACAAGGGCCACCGCUACAACAAGACCCAGGCUGGCCGCAGAAAGACCUGGAAGCGCCACAACACCCUGUCCCUGUGGCGAUACCGAUAAACAGCUCGCCCCAUGCUUCGGGAGGAGCUGGCUUUGUUAUUCGCAACGCGGCUGUUCGGUUGUACAUGCGAUUUGGGAGGGUCUGGUUUUGGCACUGCAUACUUGGACUCUGGGGAGUCGGGAACCUUAUUUGGUAGCACAAAAAAUGGAAUCAAAAGCAAUUCCAAUUUCAUGAUCAAGAUUAAGAAUAUGGUUUCCCGAAAUUUUGCCUACCGAUUUGUGAUUGGUCAUGUGCCGUGAUUUGUGAGAUGUUUUGAAGCAAACAAUGCGUUUAUAUAACGUUGACUGGAUUGUUUCUAACAGUAUUGAAUUUGCCUGGACUGUUUUGGUAACAAGAAUCUGAACCUAUGACUGCCCUUGAUGUGUUGAAAAUUAUGUUUGCACUGGUGGAGUUGUCUGAACCCACUUUGGCAAUGUCUUGGUGUUUGAGCAUGAGAAUUAUUUCCCAAGCCUAGUGCUAUAGUGUCUGCUGAAUUAAAUUCAAGACCAGUAUCCG
Fusarium redolens is the source of this 1216-nucleotide messenger RNA. RefSeq names its product 60S ribosomal protein l15. The record is from RefSeq and is a predicted model, not a curated record. Gene Ontology annotation, cellular component: cytosolic large ribosomal subunit; ribosome. Gene Ontology annotation, biological process: cytoplasmic translation. The coding region runs from base 109 to 720 and encodes 203 amino acids. The transcript is spliced from 4 exons. Lineage: Eukaryota; Fungi; Ascomycota; Sordariomycetes; Hypocreales; Nectriaceae. Gene Ontology annotation, molecular function: structural constituent of ribosome; RNA binding.